AUGUUAAUAAACGUAUUGCGUAGGCCAAAGCAAAGAGCGCUCAAAAAGUUGGAAGAGCUGCAUUUCGUUGCAGAAAACUGUCGACGAUCAAUUACUGGAGAAGAACCUCUUGUGGAUAAACACAAAGAAUUUUGGAUGAAAUGUGGCAUUUACUUUCCACCACUUUACCCAAGUCCAAAACCAACUCCUCGAAAUGCUUAUGAACGAAUGUUCAUUCAUGGCACCAGAUUAGGAGUACAUGUGAGCAUCGUUGUGCAAUUAAUAUUGGGUCUUAUGAUUCCAUUUCCGUCCAUUCGAGGCAUCAUUCUGAUUGCCACAACCAAGUUAACCACUAGUCAGCUUCGUUCUAUCAUUCUCAUGUUUAUGAUAGUGUGGGCAUUUCAAAUACCAGCAACUAACACAACUCGUAAUUUGCAAAUGCUCGCAGAAUCUGUUGCUUGCGUGAGUAAUUCGGCGAUUCAAAUUGGCAACAAAGUUGUCACUGAAAUUAAUAUGCAGACUAAUAAGCUUUCGUUGUCAGAAUUAAAAGAACAAGGUCGUUUUUUCGCAAAACAUCUCAAAAAUUUUCGAGAUAUCAUGCGCAGAUUGCAAAAUAUUGUCGUUAAGUUUGGUAAGCAGACAAAGGAUUAUUUAAUGCAGCUGCUCACAGUUAAGGAGCAUUGCCAACGAUUCUUCAUUGGCCCCUAUUACUUUGUGCGUAUUUAUUAUUGUCUUCGAAUUUUUGAUGACAGUGCUCAAUAUUGUGAUCGGCUUUCUCUGUAUCGCAGAUUACCAGUUUGUAAAUUCGUAAAGGAUAUGAGAGUGGUCAUUUGUGAUGCGGCACGAUUUGGUGAGUUGGUUUGUGAUAUCCCAGAGAAGAUAAAGGAAAGUCUGAAGUCUGGCUUUCUAACAUUCACGAAGGAUAAAAUGAAAGCCGCCAUGAACGUUGUUAUGAACGAUUACAAUAUCAGUUUCUUUGCAGCAUUAGUGUAUGUUAUGAAAUAUAAGCAGAAGGAAAAAGCGGAUAACGUCUACAUAACGGAAGAGUUUCGAAAUGUUGAUAUGGUGCGGGAGGCACAAGGACAGCCGUCUUUACUUCCACUAUUACUCAAAGAACGAGAAACGUAUAUUGAAGGAUUCACGCUGCAUAUGACAUCAAAGGAGAAAAUGAGAAUGCUGUUUGCAUUUGCGAUCACAUUAAUUGGCGGUUUCACGCCUGUUUUUUUAAUAUUGUUGGAUAUAUUCACCUAUCAAAUUCUUUAUUUCACUUAUUCAUCCGUGCAAUCUAACAGAACUCGCACAGAUCGACUUGAUUUCUAUAACCUCAAAGCUGCUGGAGAAGGCUUUGUGGCGAAACUCCUGCAAAGAAUUCUUCACAUAUUUUAUCCAAUAACAGGAAGUCAAUAUAGUGAUGAUGAUUGGAGACAAUGUUUUGCUGAGCCGAGUCCACCCGAUUUUCAGCUGACUCGGCUAAUGAUGCUCUUGUAUUUAAUUGCUUUUUUACUGUGCAUUUUGCAGGUGUACGUAGUAAGAUGUCGACAUUUGAUUGCGCAGUAUUAUUGGCCGGAAAGAACAAAACCACGCACUUUAUGGUUGUAUAAUCAACUUCUUGAAGGUCGCAAAAAUAUCCUGACACAACUGGUAAAAGCUGCCAAGGAAAAGGAACUCAAAGAUCAGUUGGUUGAAGAUGAAAUUAGCGGACGAGGAAAUCUUGUAAAUCGUGGCUUGACGGUAUUGAAUGUUGAUCAGUACAAAUGUACAAGAUGUUUUCGAUCAGAUCUCAGUAUCGCCGAUGCAAGCAACUCAAGAAUAUGUCCUAAUUGCAACAAUUUAUAUUGCACUGACUGUUAUGCUGUGAAGAAUAAAUGCUUAGAAUGUGGCGCAAGCUUACAGGCAGUAUUGAACGAAACUGAAUUUUAUAUAGAUAGCAGUUGCGAAGAGGAUGAAUCUUAA
Molecule: messenger RNA, 1932 nt
Organism: Loa loa (African eye worm)
Lineage: Eukaryota; Metazoa; Nematoda; Chromadorea; Rhabditida; Onchocercidae
Exons: 15
Coding region: 1-1932 (643 amino acids)
Cellular component (GO): membrane
Source: RefSeq, a predicted model, not a curated record